Molecule: messenger RNA, 506 nt
Organism: Suillus subalutaceus
Lineage: Eukaryota; Fungi; Basidiomycota; Agaricomycetes; Boletales; Suillaceae
Exons: 2
Source: RefSeq, a predicted model, not a curated record
AUAAUCGGGUUUCUGUUUAGAUUCUCGGUAGCUUCUGCAUUUGCUACGUACCAUCUUGUAGACGAGUAUAAACUCGCUUCUGCAGCGAUGCAGGCCAGCGAGGAGGAGCUACAAGCAAGCACGGAGAAGGUGUCUGCACACGUCCGUCGUAUUGAAGCAGUGGAGAAGGACUUGACGGCGCUUGCUCAGAGUUCCGCAAGUAAAGACGACCUAUCAAGGGUUCGUGCAGAGCUCAAGAAAGUAUAUGAUGGACUACACAUUGGUACGUUUUUUACGCUUUGACGGCAGCGGACGGCCUUACAGACUUUGACAAGAAUUCCUUGAUUGAGAUCACAUGUGUGGGGCAUGCGUCAGUCAUUAUUGUGUUUAUUCGAUGUCUACCACUGACGAAACAUUUGGAACAGAACAAGAUUUGCAUUCAUUAGCCAAGAAGGACGCCACGUCUGUUCGUGUAUAGAAUAUAUUAUACCUAUAGAACUCCUUGAAAACCUCCCUUUGUCAAUGGU